Messenger RNA from Talaromyces stipitatus ATCC 10500, 1773 nucleotides. RefSeq lists its product as uncharacterized. The transcript is spliced from 2 exons. Gene Ontology annotation, cellular component: endoplasmic reticulum. Gene Ontology annotation, biological process: GPI anchor biosynthetic process. The record is from RefSeq and is a predicted model, not a curated record. Lineage: Eukaryota; Fungi; Ascomycota; Eurotiomycetes; Eurotiales; Trichocomaceae. The coding region runs from base 1 to 1773 and encodes 590 amino acids.
AUGUCCACCCUCCGCACUGUCCUCCAGAAAGUCCUCGUCACCGUCUUGAUACCUCUAUCUAUCUCCUCGGCGCUUUGUCUCUACUUGUACCCGGUCUUACAAGGAUGCGCAUUCCCUCUUCCGAGAUCGAGCAUACCCAUUGACGGCACCACGCGCGAAGAAUCGUCUCGGUUGUCGCGGUCAUGGACGGGAAACAGCCAUGGGGCUGAUUGGAACUUGACGACCUUGAAUGUUGGAAGGGAAGAUAUACCGGAAUCUGCUAUAUUUCGUCUGCUUGUUCUUGCCGAUCCGCAGAUUGAAGGGGAUAGUUCCCUUCCUUCGCCGGAGGAUAAAUUCGUCCCGCGGUUACGUCGGCAUUGGAUGAAUGUCCAAUCUACUUUGUUGUCCGAAACGUCGAUUUCUUUACAAGAUGCUGCUGCAAUUAUCGGAGAUACGGCACGAAUGAUUUUCGUGGAGGAUAUACCAUCUGCUUUUCGUGCUGCGCGCAAACGUCUUGAUCUACUCGGAAAUGAUUAUUACCUAGCGCAUAUCUACAGGACAUUGUCGUGGUGGAGUCGACCGACGCACGUCACUGUGCUAGGGGACUUGAUAGGGAGUCAAUGGGUGACAGAUGAAGAGUUUGAGAAUCGUGGAUGGCGGUUUUGGCAGCGCGUGUUUCGGGGGGGGCAAAGAGUCGACGAUGAUACAACUAUUACUGGAGAAACGGCCAGAAAAGAACUGGGUAGUGAGGAAUUGGAGACGUUGCAGAGGUACAAUUCUCCAUGGGCUAAUAAGAUUAUCAACGUUGCUGGAAACCAUGAUAUCGGAUACGCAGGCGACGUGUCAAGAGCACGACUGAAGCGCUUUGAGCGAGUCUUUGGACGAGCGAAUUGGGAUGUCAGAUUUGCCCAUCCUUUGGAAGAUCUUCAGAAUUCUACUGCGCGACCUACUCUACACAUCAUCAACUUGAAUGACUUGACUCUUGACGGUCCUGCAAUGGACCCAUCUAUUCAAUCAGACAGUUACACAUAUAUCAACGACAUUCUCGCUCAUCGCUCCUACCCCGUCGAGGAUCAGACCUCCUUCACUCUGUUACUGACACAUGUCCCUCUCUAUAAGCGUGAUGGUAUCUGCAUCGACGGUCCAUAUUUCACUUUCUUCGACGAAGAGGAUACCCCUGAUAACGAUUCCGGAGAGGGCGAAUUCAUCCCUCGAUGGCGUAAAGAUGCACUCCGUGAACAGAACCAUUUGAGUGAACACGUCAGCACAAAUGGAAUUCUCGAGGGACUAUUUGGUAUGAGUGGGGAUUCCUCUGCGCCGAUUGGAGGGAUGGGAAGACGUGGAUUGAUUUUGACGGGACACGAUCAUGAAGGGUGCGAUGUUGUGCAUUUCGUUAAUCGAGAUCAAAAACACGACACACACGCAGAGUCAGAAGAAGGAGCGAAAUCGUGGCAUUGGGAUGCAAUGUGUUACUCGCCAUCUUCGACAACCUCUACAAACGGAUAUCCAUCAAUCCGUGAAGUAACCCUACGAUCAAUGAUGGGCGAAUACGGCGGUAACGCAGCCCUAUUAUCGCUGUGGUUCGAUGCAGAUCCCGAAGUGAAUCAGUGGCGGUACGAGAUACAGAUGUGUCCUGCUGGAGUGCAGCAUAUCUGGUGGGCUGUUCAUGGAUUGGCUGUGGCGUGUGUGAUUGGGUUGGGCGUUGUGGUUGGUUUGAGGGUUUUGGAGGGACUUGGAAUAUUAACCCAGCCUGUGCGGAAAAGUCAUUCGAAGGGGAAGUCAAAUAAACACUGA